CGGCGCGCUCGUGACGUCAGAUGCGGGCGCCACACUUGAAGAGGGUGCGGGAAGCCGGGGAGCGGAGCUGUCAUGGAGUUAAUGCAAGAAGCGCGGGAACUGGGCUGCUGGGCGACGGAAGAGAUGGGAGCGCCCGUCGCAGCCCGAGCCCCGGAGUCGACGCUGCGCAGACUGUGUCUGGGCCAAGGGGCCGACAUCUGGGCCUAUGUCUUGCGGCAUGUGCACAGCCAGAGGAGUGUCAAGAAGAUCCGGGGAAACCUACUCUGGUAUGGCCACCAGGACAGUCCAGAGGCCCAUCGGAAGCUGGAGCUGGAAGCCACUGUUGCUCACCUGCGGGCAGAGAUCCAAGAAUUAGACCAGAGCCUGGAGCUGAUGGAGCAAGAGACUGAAGCUCAGGACAUGGCCCUGGAGCAAGCCCUGCAGAACAUUCAAGACACCCAGCGUCGCGCUCUCCUCCUCCAGGCCCAAGCUGGGGCCAUGAGAAGGCAGCAGCGUGGACUGCAGGAUCCCGUGCAGCGGCUGCAGAAUCAGCUGAGGCGUCUACAGGACAUAGAGAGGAAGGCCAAAGUAGAUAUAUCCUUUGGACCCUUGACAUCAGCAGCCCUGGGCCUCGAACCUGUGGUCCUGGGUGAUGUCCGAAGAGCCUGCACCCUCCGGACCCAGUUCUUGCAGAAACUCCUAAUUCCUCAGGCCAAGGGAGGCAGCGUCCCAACCCCUCGAGAUGACUACUUUGGAGCUUCCUACCAGCAGUGGCUUAGCUCUGUGGAGACACUACUGACAAACCAUCCUCCGGGUCAUGUCCUGGCCUCCUUGGAGCACUUGGCUGCAGAGCGGGAGACAGAGAUUCGGUCCCUGUGCAGUCCAGAUGGGCUCCGAGAUACAGAGAUGGACAGGUCCCAGACACCAGACCAGUCAGACUCCAGCCAGGCCCUGCCAUCCAUGGAGCAUCUCAUCCAGGAGGGCUGGCGGGCUGUGGGUGUACUGGUUGCCCAGCGGGGCCCCCUUCUGAAGGAGCGUCAAACCCUGACCCAGCGCCUCCAAGGCCUGAUGGAGGAGGUGGAGAGAUAUGCCCCAGGAUCCAGUGAGAGGCAGGCCUUCAUGCUGGGGCUCCGUGGCUGUGGCCUAUGGGCAGAGCUCAAGGCCCUGCGUGCCCAGAGCCAGGAGCUGGAGGAGGUGGCUGGGCAGCGGCAGCUUCUGCUGCAGGAGCUACAGGCCAAACAGCAGCGGAUCCUGCACUGGCGCCGGCUGGUGGAGGAGACACAGGAACAGGUCCGCCUCCUCAUCAAGGGCAACUCAGCCAGCAAGACACGCCUUUGCCGGAGCCCUGCAGAGGUGCUGGCUCUGAUUCAGCGAAAAGUGGUCCCCACAUCUGAGGUGGUGGCACCACAGAGUCAGGAGCUGCUUCGCUGUCUGGAGGAGGAAGCCCGGCAUCUUCCGCACCUUCUGCUGGGUCCCCUGCUUCGGCACAGCCCUGGAGGAUUACAGCCCCUGCCCACGGUCCUGCCAUCCAUCCACCAGCUGCAUCCUGCGUCCCCGAGGGGCUCCAGCCUCAUAGUGCUGAGCCACACACUGGGGCUGCCUGCAGGGAAGGCUCCGGAACUGCUCCUCCCAAAGGCUGCCUCUCUUCGCCAGGACCUUUUGUUCCUCCAGGACCAGCAGAGUCUCCGGUGCUGGGAUCUGCUGCACGUGAAGAACAGCCUGCCACCAGGCCCAUCCACCCAGGAGCUGCUGCAGAUCCGGGCAUCCCAGGAAAAGGAACAGAAAGACAAUCUGGGGCAGGCUCUGAAGCAGCUGGAGAACGUGCUGAAACAAGCGCUGGAGCGAAUCCCCAAGCUACAGGGGGUUGUGGAGGACUGGUGGGAGCAGCCAGGCCAAGCUGCCCUGUCCGAGGAGCUCUGCCAGGGCCUGUCCCUGCCCCAGUGGCGGCUGCGCUGGGUCCAGGCCCAAGGUGCCCUGCAGCAGCUGUGCAGAUGAAAAGGGGCCUCAAACAGAAGUCAGGAGCUUCAUAUUCACCCCUUCAUGAGACCUUUGGAAGAGAACAUCACCUGGAUGUGUUAGCCCACUGUCUCUACCCACACUUGCUGUCCCCCUCACAGGUGUUUCUGUUCCUCUCAACUGCCUUGGACUUGUCUUUUCAUCACAUCAAAGCCAAGAGAAUGGGGUACUCUGGACCCCACCCUAGGUGCCCCUGAAACUCCCCUCGUCAGCGGAAAGUCAUUGAAUGAAAAGUCAUUGAGCACCUGCUGUAAACACUGAAGAUCCGGCACUGAACAAAGUGCACGCAAGUCCCAGCCCAGGAAGUUGUUCAGCACAGGGAAGCAGACCCUUGACAAGUUAAGUGAGCACAUAGCAUGUUCGAAGAUAAAAGCUCUGGAGAAAAAGAAAGCAGGCAGUAGGAGGUGUGACUUUAGCUAGAAGACUGCACACACUCUGUGAAGGUGAUUAGAGGGCAUCUGAGGAGAGCCUGUGGGGGGCCAGAAGAAGGCAAGAGCUGGGGAAACAGCCCUGAGCUCAAGGUUGUCUUCUAGUUUUUACAUUGUUUUUUACAUUUAAAUCUCUGAAAUCAUUUGGAAUUUAUCCAAAUGGAUCCAGUUUUGUCUUAUUUUACAUAUAUCCCAAUAGCACUUAAAAUUCUCUGAAGGAGAGGUGGGUAGCAGGGAUCAACCAAGGGUCAGGAGACAAGGGAACUUUCUAGAGUUGAAAAUGGAUUACAUGUUGAAGGUAGUAAGGAUAGAUGUCAGAACUCAUCUAGCUAUACUCUUUUAAGUCUGUGCAUUUCACCGUGAAUUAUUCUUCACCUUGCAUUAUUCUUCAACUUAUAAGGUAAAACUUUACCCACCUAUAUAAAAUAAGAUUUCAGGUGAUUUGAGAUGCCACCUCUUCGUAUGCUAAAUGUCUGUGAGUAAUCAGACUAUAUCUGGAUUCUCUUCAAGUCUGUUGUCUCAUAUGCUAUCCCCACCGUGUUCUAAUUAUAAAGGUUUUAUUAUGUUUUAGGAUCUGAAA
Mustela erminea (ermine) is the source of this 3003-nucleotide messenger RNA. RefSeq names its product HAUS augmin like complex subunit 5 (gene HAUS5). The transcript has 19 exons. Gene Ontology annotation, cellular component: HAUS complex; centrosome. NCBI's taxonomy places the organism in Eukaryota, Metazoa, Chordata, Mammalia, Carnivora, Mustelidae. The record is from RefSeq and is a predicted model, not a curated record. Gene Ontology annotation, biological process: spindle assembly; centrosome cycle. Bases 73 to 1974 code for a protein of 633 amino acids.